CUCGGUUCUUGCGCGACUCCUUUAACGCGUUGCUUUCGCGGCCAUUCACUGCAAACCAACAUAGUUCUGUUCGCGACCACAUCUUAUCGUCAAGUCCGCCUAUACACAACGCAACUCUUCCGACGCGCUUCUUUCUCCAUCGCAAUGCCUCCCAGAUUGACACAGCCGAGCGCACCUCAUUACGAUCAGUACUGGCGACUGAACGCUCACCAGACCACUUCCAAACACACACUACUGGCCGAUCUCCAGGCAAGAGGUCUCCUCUUCAGUGGCGAUGUGCGCAAGUCCGAGUUAGUGGAAGUGCAGCAACGACUCGACCGCGGCCUCUUGCACUAUGACGACGAGCGCGUUACCGAUGCAGAACUACUUCGCUUCAUUCAAGAUCGUGGACUUACCCAGCCAGUGAUCUCAACGCGCAAGGCGAUGAUUUCCGUUCUCAUGGGCGCAGAUGAAGUUCAACAGUCCGACAGAUUCGAAGACCUCCCACCCGAAUUGCGCGAGCGGAUCCAUCAAUUCCACAUCAGCUCGCUGCCGCAGAGACUGUUCUGUCCCACGCAACCUCCUGUCACAAGGGUUUGCAAGCUCUUUCGGAAGGAGGCACUCCCGGUGUUUCACAAGUUGGUGACCUUCGAGCUGAGGUUUUAUCUCAUCACUGACCGAUACCGGCUGGGCGAUGACAUUUCGAAAGCGCAAUUGCGACCUUGUUUUCAGACGUCUCAGUUCCUGGAAACGUUACGAACGAGCGACGAAACAGAAGCUCGACUCGAGAACGUCGUCGUAUAUGUAAUGGAGGGGUCCAUGCGAGACAUGUUGUUGAGCACCGGCAACGUUCUGGUCGAGUGUGAGUACAGGAAUGUUAAGAGCACCAUCGGGUACAAACGCCAGGCUAUCCCGCGCAGGCGUCGCAUGGACUUGAAGUCAAAUCACCUGCACGAGCUUGAAAAUUUCAAUCAGAGCAGCUUCGUGAAGGAAACGACAUUCAGCUUGCAUGAUAUUUACAAGCUGCGCAAGAUGUGGGAGGCAGUUUUCUUAUCGACGUACCAGAAGUUCGGCGACUGGCGUUAGCUACCUUGAUUCGACAACUGCCUGUGCAGACUUCAACGAGACGACAGGGCAAUAUGAGCACAUGUGAUGUGGGUUAACAUGAGCUCUGGAGUCGCAAUGUGUGCAACAAUCAAGACUGAGUAGUACCUUCGCUUGGCCACACUUCAUUGGCGAUGUUGCGACCAGUGGAGGAUAUGUGGAAUUGGCUUUUACGAUUGCAAUCAUGGCCAGUUUGAGGGGGAAAUGUCUUGAGAAUGGAGUGAAGUAGCGAUAGUCCACAAGCCGGAAUCAGGUCCACAGGUCAGGUAGUCUUGGCUGCAUGCUCGAUCACAUCUCAAGUUUUUGGUGGAGCUCCACGUCUUCACCUCGGCGCGAGCUGCAACACGCCAAACU
Molecule: messenger RNA, 1437 nt
Organism: Cercospora beticola
Lineage: Eukaryota; Fungi; Ascomycota; Dothideomycetes; Mycosphaerellales; Mycosphaerellaceae
Source: RefSeq, a predicted model, not a curated record